Trichomonas vaginalis G3 is the source of this 2778-nucleotide messenger RNA. RefSeq lists its product as uncharacterized. The transcript has a single exon. Lineage: Eukaryota; Parabasalia; Trichomonadida; Trichomonadidae. The record is from RefSeq and is a predicted model, not a curated record. Bases 1 to 2778 code for a protein of 925 amino acids.
AUGUCAUCAUCUACUUCUUCUAAGCGUCGUUCCAUACAGGAAUUUCAACCAAAGGUUAGUAUUGAUGACCAAAUUGCAGCUAUUGACGAUUUAAUAGGAAAAUUGAAAGAAUCUGUCAAAAAUAAUUAUGAUAGCGAUAAUACGGCCUCCAUAGUCAAACUUAGUAACGACAUUAAAAUGGCAACCAUUGGUUUAUUACAAACAAAUUGGAAUUAUCUUCGAUCUGCUGCAAGACAAAAUGAUACUGAUGAAAUCGAAUCAUGCCAAAGCUUAUUCGAAGGUAGAAUGGAUUCAUUCCAACUAACAGCCACCAAUAUACAGAGUAGAGCUUUCAAUUAUCUUAAAAAGGCAUGCAAAUCGUUUGCAUUUCAACAAGAAGACAGUGAAUCAAUCGAAAUAUUGCUUAACACAUGCCAAGACCUCAUAUACUCUUAUCUUGAUCUAGCCGAUAAAUAUAUUAAUAGCGCCGAGAAAAUCCGACAGAAAUCUUUAGUCAGAAAACUUAAAGAAGCUAAAUACAAUUUUGCAGAGAAAAUGAACAAGUCUGUAAUUAAAUCUCUCAUUAGCGUCUUCAAUUUCUGUACGGAAACUUAUUCUCAGCCAAUGGAAGAAGAACAAUCGAAAAUACUUGACGAAAUAGUCUCCAAAUUUACGGUCUACUUUUUCGACCAAUCCUGCCAAUUACGGAAGUCUUAUGACUUACUUUCGGCUUAUUAUCCUUUACAACACGUUUAUACGGGAAAUAAGACUGAUAAUGAAGAGAUGAUCGAGAAAUAUCAUGGCAAACGUGAAGACAUGUUCAACCAGCUCCUGGAAUUGAUAAAAGUCCAAAUUGAAUCAUUUGACAAUUUUAUUGGCCAAAUACAGCCUACAGAAAAUGUAGAAGAGGACGAAGAGGAUGAGGAAGAUAGCGAAGAGAAGAAAGAAGCAAAUGCUAAGAGAUUAGUCUUCGAAUUCCAAACAAAUACAAAUAAUAGCUUUUUCAUGGUAAUUUACACUGAAUUAAAGGAUCUGAUGCUUCUUACAUCUCAGGCAUCGGAGAACGAACAAGUUUACCAAGCAUCUGAAAAUCUUAUGAAAUUAUUCAGAGAUAUUCAACAGACAAAGGCAGAUUUCCCAACUUACGAGCAAUAUAUCGACUUCUAUACUACAUCUAUCAAGGCAAAUGAUACUGCCACCGCUACAGAUCUCGAACAAGAUUUAUUAGACACAUUAGACAAGAAAUUCGAUGACCUUGUAUCAUGCCUUGAUAACGAGAAGAAUCUUCCUGAUGUAAUUCGCGAGAAAGUAGCCCAAGAAUCUGGAGAUCAAGAGAUAGAUAAUCAAAAAGUUGCCGCAGAGAUCUCCGAGAACUCUCUAAAGCUUCGCCAAGCAAUCUCCUACACUACCAGAGAACUUAUCAACACUCUGUCCGCAGCUUCAAAGGUUUUCUUCACUAAAUACCAGCCACAGGGAAACGAGGAAAAAGAAAACGAUGAAGAAAAAAGUGACAACCAAGAAGAGGAAGAACAAGAAGAGCAAAUAAAUCAUUUUUCGGAUUUCCUUGAUUACUUAAAUGAAUUAAUGCAUAACCAUUUAAAGGAUAUGAGGCUUCUUGAGACAGAAUUAGAAGAUGAUAGUAAAAAGCUGACUGGAAAGACAAACAGAAGGACAGAUGAUAGCAGAUCGAGUUUCUCAAGAGCAACAGCUACAGAAGAAUGUCGUUCUGUUGCUAGAUCUUCUAAAUCCAAGAUUUCAAAAUCCGAUGAGUCGAAUCCAGCAGUAAAGGAUGCAAUCAGAAGGCAUGUCGAGGAAAGUGUUGUUGGAACAACCUCUGAUUUGAUCGAAAUUCUUAGAAUUAAGGUCAUAGAAUCAGUUAGAGUAUAUGAUUUCAAAAAAGCUCUUGAAUAUUCUCAAGAAUUACCAUCUCUUGUUGCCCAGAAUGGUAAAAUACUUAGCGAAAUGAGAAGAAAAGCAGCUUUGGAGGUAAAUAUCCAACGAGUCAAAGAAAUUGACCAAAUGAUUCAAGGAAACGAUAUCGACCAACGUGCUGAAAUAGUCACAUGCAUCGAUCAAGCAUUCCAAGACGUUAUUGACCAAGUUUUGACAAAUUAUGAAUCGAAGAAGCACGAAUUCAUCGAUAAGAAGGACCAAUCCUUGGUAGAACAUUACAAAUCCGUUGAGAUGAGCUUCAAUACCAAGAUGAACACCGUCCAUAUCAAAGAAUUAACGAAUCUCGAAAAGAAAUACAUAAUUGAGAAGGAACAACUCAAGAACAAGGUAUUUCCAGAGGUAGAAUCCCUUAAGCAGAUGGCCGCUAAGCUAACACAACAAGGUGAAUACGAUCAAGCCCAAAUUAAAGUAAAUGAAAUGAUGAAAAUGAAGAAAAAGCUUCUUAAGCAGAACGAAUACGAGAUUGACAGGAAGCACAACCAAAGAGUUAAGAAGUUAGAAGAGAAACAAUGCCAGGAACUCAAAGUUCUCGAAGAAGAAAGUGAAAGAGAGUUAGAAAGAAUAAACAACGAGUUUGAAGAGAAUAUAAGAGUUCUCAAACUAACUCUCAAGUCUACAAUCAAAGCUUCUGUAUCAGACUACGCUCUGACGGCCCUCAAAUUGAUGGCAACAAACAACACAACGAAAGAAUCUCCUUCUAAAAUUUCUGCGAAAUCUUUGAGUGAUAAAUCACCGACAAAGGACUCGCAGUCCAGAAAACAGAUGAUAAUGAGAUUGGAAAAUAUUGCAAAGGAUGUCAUUAAGCAAUACCAAGCAAAUGGUUCUGAUAACCUCGAAGAUCUUUAA